Messenger RNA from Anopheles darlingi, 1857 nucleotides. Its product is annotated as carboxypeptidase N subunit 2-like. NCBI's taxonomy places the organism in Eukaryota, Metazoa, Arthropoda, Insecta, Diptera, Culicidae. The transcript has 2 exons. The record is from RefSeq and is a predicted model, not a curated record. Gene Ontology annotation, molecular function: protein binding. The coding region runs from base 147 to 1697 and encodes 516 amino acids.
GCUCCGAGAACGGCCGACAUUCAUGGUUCUACUUGCAAAUCUGGCACUGGUGUAAGCUGUACCGUACUAUCGGAACAUUCGGGAGCGCCAGUGUGCAUUGCGUCGUUUACGAAACCGGGGGCACAGACGGGACGAUUUCGGUGAUCAUGGUGCGAUACUGGUUGUUGGCAUUCGUGGCCGGGCUGGCGGUGUCGCUGGUUUUGACGGAGGAUAACGAUUUUGUUGACGUGUGCUUCGGACCCGAGGACGAAAGACCUCCGCACUGUGAGUUUAUCGACUUCGAUGACGUAUUCCAAUCGUCCAGCGCCGACAUCAAGUUCAACUGGAGCCACAUUACGAAGUUGGCGAUCAGCAACAAGCGCAUCAUUGGUAUACCGUCGUCCAUGUUCACCUCGCUGCCGAAUCUGGAGAGUUUCGUCGUGCUAAACAGCUUGUUCUACCGCGAGAUCGACCCGAACAGCUUCCUCGACUGUAACAAACUCAAUCACGUAGAGAUAACGGGCACGAACAUCACGCUGCUGGAGGCCCAUUUGUUUCCCCGAACGCCAAGCCUACGGUAUCUGCUGCUGCAUCACAACCGUCUGUCCGAGAUCAAGCACGAUGCGUUCGAGUUUCUGGGCGAACUGGAGGAGCUCAAUCUGUCCUACAACAACCUGACGCGGCUACCGAGUGGAGUGUUCCACAAGCUACGCAAGCUGCGAACGCUCGAUCUCAACCAUAACCAGCUGAUAGUGCUGACCGUCGACAGUUGGUUUCCUCCGGAGGGUACUGCGACAAUGACCUACCUCGACGCUUCCUACAACGUGAUCGUCGAUAUGGCCUGGUCGGACAUCGCUGUGCGUAAGGUUAACCUUAAGUACAACAAUCUGACCAGCGUCCAGUUGAGCGGCAAUUGCAGCGAGUUUCACGCGUCACACAAUGCCAUCACUCACUUCGCUAUCGGCCAGCACUGCAAUCUGGAGAAGCUCUACCUGGCGCAUAACCGUAUUCAGGGCUUCGAUUGGCUGCAGCGGUGUGCCGGGACACUGCGCUCGCUGGACAUUUCUCAUAAUGUGCAGCAGAAGUCGACGGACUUUUUGAAUCUGAAGCAAAUCACGGCGCUAAACAUCGAGUGCACCAACAUUACCAUCAAUUACAAAACCCUGCAUGAUUUGCGGAGUUUACGCUUCCUGGACAUAUCCUACAACAACCUGAAGCGAAUCGAUAUGGAAAAUCUUACAUCACAGCGACUGCUGGAGCGGCUAAUGGUUAGCGGCAAUCCAAUCGCCAACAUCUCGAUCGCAUCGAUCAAGCGUAACUUUCCCAGCCUUAGGACGCUCGGCAUCUACGAUCUGCCGUGGAACUCGACCUCCCUCUCGAUUGCGAUCGAUGAUCUGAAGAAGCACGAGAUUCAGCCGUACAUACGUAGCGACUAUCUGUUCGACGAUUCCAAGUGUCCGCUGAAGGUAGUGCCCACGCUGGGAAAUGAGGUGGACCACGAGUUGCCAGACUCGGACAUCUCGUUGCUCAAACAGGUGCCCGCCGCUGAUAAGACCGCCGAGUAUGUCGUCAUUGCGUUGCUAGUGUGCAUGGUCUUGGGGUUGCUGGGGAAGCUGUUCAUCGACAGCCGGUACUUCCCGGUGCUGUUCAAGGAGCGCAUCCAACGCCGCUCGUCCAUCUCGCACGAGAGCCUUGUAUCGUGUGAUCUAACUUCCUGACCAGAUACACCCUUAUUCCAAGAUUGUGAAUUGCUCGUAGCAGAUGAAGCAUAUUUCGCUACGUAUGUAAGUAAAGACCCGUGAGGCAUCCUAGAGGUUAGAGUUUGGCUAGCGGAUAAUAAAGGACCCUUUUCGCUUAUUUAGUGAGUGAACAUACUAA